Molecule: messenger RNA, 2255 nt
Organism: Notechis scutatus (mainland tiger snake)
Lineage: Eukaryota; Metazoa; Chordata; Lepidosauria; Squamata; Elapidae
Source: RefSeq, a predicted model, not a curated record
CUGCCUGCGGUGGCCAUGGGUCUGAAAAGCGCCCAGAAGGCCUUGUUCCCCUUGCGCUCCGUCUCCGAUGUGGUGCGCCUCUUCGAGCUGGAACUCCACCGGGAGCAGCCGGAUCUGGUGCUCCUCUCCUUGGUUCUGGGCUUCGUGGAGCACUUCUUAGCCGUCAACCGAGUUCUUCCCACCAACGUUCCUGGCAUCAGCUUCGAGCUGGCUCAGGGUCCCGAAAACCUCACCUACUUCCCCGUGGCUGACUUGAGCAUCGUGGGCGCCCUGCAUGCCCGCUUCACCGCCCAGAUCCGUGGCGCCGUGGAUCUCUCGCUCUACCCCCGGCCGGACGGUUACUCCUCCCGGGAACUGGUCAAGAAAGUCUCGGACGUUAUCUGGAACAGCCUGAGCCGUUCUUACUUCAAGGACCGAGCCCACAUCCAGUCUCUCUUCAGCUUCAUCACAGGUACCAAGUUAGAUAGUUCUGGAGUGGCCUUUGCGGUGGUCGGAGCCUGCCAGGCCCUGGGGCUCUACGAUGUGCACCUGGCACUCUCAGAAGACCACGCGUGGGUUGUGUUUGGCAAGGACGGGGAGCAGACGGCCGAGGUCACGUGGCACGGGAAAGGCAAUGAGGACCGGCGUGGGCAGACGGUCAACUCGGGCGUGGCUGAACGGAGCUGGCUCUACCUUAAGGGGUCCUACCUGUGUUGCACUCGGCAAAUGGAGGUUGCUUUCAUGGUCUGUGCCAUCAACCCCUCCAUUGACCUGCACUCCGACAGCCUGGAGUUGUUGCAGCUCCAGCAGAAGCUAUUAUGGGUCCUCUACGACAUGCACCAUUUGGACAGGUAUCCAAUGGCCUUGGGGAACUUGGCUGAUUUGGAAGAACUGGAACCUACUCCGGGCCGUCCUGACCCCCUCUAUAUAUACCAACAGGGGAUCAACUCAGCCAAGCAAUAUUACAACAACGAGCACAUUUACCCGUACAUCUACCUGGCCAGCUACCACUGCCGUAACAAAAAUGUCAAGGAAGCUCUGGAGGCGUGGGCUGACUCAGCUACGGUGAUCCAAGAUUACAACUACUGCCGAGAAGAUGAAGAGAUUUAUAAGGAAUUCUUCGACGUGGCCAAUGACGUGGUUCCCAAUUUGCUCAAAGAAGUGGCCAGCCUCGCGGAUUCUACUGAAGAGAAGGGAGCUGGGGAAAGAGGAGAGGCUUCGCCAUCUCAAACGGGAGGCUCGGCCUUGCAGGACCCCGAGUGCUUCGCCCACCUUCUGCGCUUCUAUGACGGCAUCUGCAAAUGGGAAGAGGGCAGCCCCACGCCCGUCCUCCACGUGGGCUGGGCCACCUUCCUGGUCCAGUCCUUGAGCCGCUUCGAUGGGACGGUGCGGCAAAAGAUAACCCUGGCGAGCCGGGACCUGGAUGCGAACGAUGACGACGACCAAGGCAGUGAGGACCCCCGAGAAGGCCGGCGUCGUGGUCCUCGCCGAGAAUCCAAGCCGGAAGAGCCGCCCCUGGCCAAGAAAGCCACAGAACGCCGGCGUCUGAGCACCACCCAGCGAUCCGACAGGCCACUUACGGAGAAGGAGGAGGGUCUCAGCAGCAGCUCCAGCCCCCGUCCCGAAGGCCUCGCCCUCACCUUCCAGAGUGAGAAAAUGAAAGGCAUGAAGGAGCUCCUGGUAGCGGCCAAGAUCAACUCCAGCGCCAUCAAACUCCAGCUCACGGCCCAAUCGCAGGUCCAGCUAAAAAAACAGAAGGUUUCCGCUCCCCGAACUUACGCCUUGUCCUUCCUCAAGCGACCCCGGAAGUCCCUCUGAUUCUGGAGCAAAACCGGACGAGAAAACUUUCCGAUUUCUUUGGCAAAAGUUUGCCCACUUCUCCCUUCCUCCAGUUUUCCCCCUGGCCAAUGUUUUGAGAAGACCUGGUUAUCAUCUUCAGGUGUUGGCCGCUUGGGUCUCAUACCUUGCUUGGAAAUUGAGCUUUUAAAGGUGGGUUUUGUUUGGUUCCUGCCUGGAAGAGCUGAACUUGGAGGGGUCCAGAGAUGAAACACAACACCCCAGAGGUUGUGUAGGUUUUUUGUGUAGACAAAAAACAACAACGGGGACUUGAAAUGACAUCGGACUGUGCGAAAGGACUUGUUGAACAAUUUUUUUACCUCUCUCUCUUAGUCUCAUAUUUGCAAAUGGGACGGGGGAUAAUUUUGCUUUUCUAACGAACAGGGGAUAUAAAUCUUUUUUUAACGGCUGAAUACCCUAACAGGACUGAAUAUCAAAAC